Molecule: messenger RNA, 4135 nt
Organism: Myxocyprinus asiaticus (Chinese sucker)
Lineage: Eukaryota; Metazoa; Chordata; Actinopteri; Cypriniformes; Catostomidae
Product: hepatocyte growth factor-regulated tyrosine kinase substrate-like
Exons: 21
Coding region: 106-2421 (771 amino acids)
Molecular function (GO): metal ion binding; ubiquitin binding; phosphatidylinositol binding
Source: RefSeq, a predicted model, not a curated record
UCAUUUGAGUCUGACGCGUGUCCCCCGGCAGUGAAACUGUCUCUUAUUCACACAAGAGAAAAACAGCAAAACAAGACACGCAGAGAUCACAGUGAGACAUCAGACAUGGGCAAAGGCGGCGGUACAUUUGAGAGACUGUUGGAUAAAGCUACCAGUCAGCUGCUGCUGGAGACAGACUGGGAGUCCAUUUUGCAGAUAUGUGACCUCAUUCGCCAAGGAGAUACACAGGCAAAAUAUGCAAUUGGUGCCAUCAAGAAGAAACUCAGUGACAAAAAUCCACACGUAGUAAUUUAUGCUCUUGAGGUUCUGGAGUCAGUGGUGAAGAACUGUGGCCAGACGAUUCACGAUGAAGUGGCCUGUAAGCUGACAAUGGAAGAGCUGAAAGAGCUGUUCAAGAAACAACCUGAACCGAACGUGAAGAACAAGAUCCUUUAUCUCAUCCAGGCCUGGGCCCACGCCUUCCGCAACGAGCCCAAGUACAAAGUCGUUCAGGACACUUAUCAGAUCAUGAAAGUGGAAGGUCAUGUCUUCCCAGAAUUCAAGGAGAGUGAUGCCAUGUUUGCAGCAGAGAGGGCCCCUGAUUGGGUAGAUGCAGAGGAAUGCCACAGAUGUAGGGUUCAGUUUGGAGUAAUGACCCGAAAGCAUCACUGCAGGGCUUGUGGGCAGAUUUUCUGUGGGAAAUGCUCUUCUAAAUGCUCUACCAUUCCUAAGUUUGGCAUUGAGAAGGAGGUGCGUGUGUGUGAGCCCUGCUUUGAGCUUCUCAACAACCACCCCUCCCUUUCUCCCCCUCCUAGGAAAGCUGAAGGGAAGAGCACCAACUCUGGGCAAUCUGAGCUCCCCCCUGAGUACCUGACCAGCCCUCUGUCCCAGCAGUCUCAGGUAGUGCCCACCGAAUCAAUGCCUCCUAAGAGAGACGAGGCGGCGCUCCAGGAGGAAGAGGAGCUGCAGCUGGCCAUCGCUCUGUCUCAGAGUGAAGCUGAGGAGAAGCAGAGGAUGAGACAUAAGAACACAUACACUGCAUAUCCUAAAGCUGAUCCCACCCCUGUGACUUCCUCUGCCCCACCUGUCAGCACUCUCUACACCUCUCCUGUGAACUCAUCAGCUCCAUCUGCUGAGGAAGUGGAUCCAGAGCUGGCUCGUUACCUGAACAGAACUUACUGGGAGAAGAAACAAGAGGAGGCUCGGAAAAGUCCCACCCCCUCCGCUCCUGCCCCCGUGUCACUGCCUGAGCCUGUGCCAAUCAGCCAACCAGUGGAGAGCCACGCCCCAGUCCAACCCAUCAACAUAGUGGAGCAGCAGUAUCAGAAUGGCGAAUCGGAGGACAACCACGAGCAGUUCCUGAAAGCCUUGCAGAAUGCAGUCACCACCUUCCUCAACCGCAUGAAGAGCAACCACAUGCGCGGACGCAGCAUCACCAAUGACAGCGCGGUGCUCUCUCUCUUCCAGUCCAUCAACAACAUGCACCCACAGCUGCUCGAGAUUCUCAACCAGCUGGAUGAGAAGAGACUGUACUACGAGGGACUUCAGGACAAACUGGCGCAGGUGCGUGAUGCUCGAGCGGCUCUGAACGCUCUGAGAGAUGAACACAGAGAGAAACUCCGGAGGGCUGCAGAGGAGGCUGAGAGACAGAGACAAAUGCAGCUCGCUCAGAAACUGGAGAUCAUGAGGCAGAAGAAACAGGAGUACCUGGCGAUGCAGAGACAGCUGGCCAUUCAGCGUCUGCAGGAGCAGGAGAAGGAGAGACAGAUGCGUCUGGAGCAGCAGAAACACACCAUUCAGAUGAGAGCACAGAUGCCUGCAUUCUCUCUGCCUUACGCCCAGAUGCAGUCACUGCCUCAUAAUGUGGCAGGAGGGGUGGUGUAUCCCCCAGCUGGUCCUCCCAGUUACCCAGGCACGUUCAGCCCUGCUGGUUCAGUGGAAGGGUCACCCAUGCAUGGCGUCUAUAUGAACCAGCCUGGACAGACAGGUGCUGGUGGCCCAUACCAGGCCAUGCCUGUGUCAGCUACAGAUCCCAACAUGGUGAACGCUUACAUGUACCAGACUGCAGGCACCAGCGGACAGCCUGCUGCUCCGGGACAAGCCCCUCCCACAACAACCCCUCCCUAUACUAAUUACCAGCCCACACCCACACAGGGAUACCAGAAUGUGGUGUCUCAAGCUCAGAGUUUGCCCCCUAUGUCCCAGGCUGCCCCUACCAAUGGCAUGGCCUAUAUGGGCUACCAGCCAUACAGCAUGCAGAAUAUGAUGACAGCUCUUCCAGGACAAGACCCCAACAUGCCUCCCCAACAGCCGUACCUGCCUGGGCAACAGCCUAUGUACCAGCAGAUGGCUCCCCCUGGUGGUCCACAGCAGCCAUCACAACAGCAGCACCAGCAGGCUCCACCAGGCAGCGCGGAGGCUCAGCUUAUUUCGUUUGACUGAUAGCUCACCAUUUGCCUUUACCCCACACUACAUUCAACCUCCCCCUUCCCCUGUAGUUUCUAAGUGUAUUGCCCUGUACCCUCUACCUGACCUCUCUCUUCACAAUAUUCAACAACUAUUGAAAAUGUAGAAACAUUGUAAAAGCAUUUGGCUGUCUAAGUCCCUUCUCCCUUUUCUUGCCUUUUUACAUAAAGAAGGAGCAGUAACAACUGCAGUAACGUGUCCAUUUCAUAUUUCACCCCAAAAUCAAAAGAAUAAAAUUAGAAAUUGUAUUUUGCAUUAAGAAAAUUAAGCUAUUUGUAUUUAACAAAUAUAUCAUGAGCAGUAAGCACACUUUCCUCAAUUACCGUAAUGCAAAACAAAAAAUAUUGCUCAUAACUAUAGUACAAAAAAAGUACUUCAAUUGCAAACGAUUUACACUGCAAGGUAGCAUUUGUUGUACUGCAUUUAUUUUACUAUUUACAAUUUAACUAAAAUAAUUGUAUUACAGUGUCUGUUACCACAAAAUGAUUGUUUUACAGAAAGGAGUCAUUAUUCAGAAAAAUGGGAAUACAAAUAAACCUAAAAAGCAAAACGUCCAGAUGCAUUGCGGUAGUGAAAAUGUAAUUGUCAUGAAAAUGUCACAAUGCAAAAAUGGUAAUUGUCCUGAAACUAGGCUUCAUUUUCUUUUUGGGGUUAAAUGUGACCCGGAUAUGUUUUCGUAAGAACUGCAAACUCAUUUCCUCUUUCUCUUGAUUUUCACAAAUGUAGUUUUUCAUUAUAAAACAAAGCUGAUGCAAAGUUAGCCAGUCGUAACAGAGUUAAAAACAAUAUUAAUCAAAAAGACAAGACAUAAACAUCCUUUGUCUCAUAUUUUUCUAAGAGAUGUUUGCAUGUGUAAACUUCUUUUCAGAGGUGGCAGUGAGUGACUGUGUAACAGCAGAUAUUGUGCGCUGAUCAAAUGAAGCUGUUUUUUCUUCAGUUUAAAACAACAGAGUUUUUCAGCUCCAAUUGACUCAGAUAUUCUAAAAAUCAGGUCUGAGUCUCCGGUUCUGGUUUCCAUAUGACAAAUCUGUUGAAUGCGAUUAUAGUAAUAUUUCAAAUGAACUGACAUUCUGUGUUUCGCAGUGUUGUGUAAUCCACGCAGAUUUCUGCUGUAGACAGUGCACACAUUGGCUUCUGUCGGAUAAUUAUCAGCCAAUGAGACCGACGUCAACUUUACUGCAACAUCACCAAUCUAAUAAAAUGGAAUGGCUCUGCAUGUGAGUUUGCCAGUCUUUCACUGUCACAUUCUGUUUACAGAAUCACACAAGCAGGGGCUCAAGCCUCUGCUCAGAACUGUUGGCCAACUAUGGGGAAACAAUUGAUCUCAAAGCACAGUUUCAUUACAAAUUAAUUGCAGCUGGAAAUAGAGUGCCGCAUCAAUAUCACAAAAGCCAGUCUAUUUUGAAACAGUGAGUGUUAAAAUUAUUGACUGCCUAUGGUUAUGAAUAUGGAUGGUUAAGAGAGAGAAACCGCUUUUGAAUGAAAGUGACACUGCAUGUUUGUAACAUUGUCUGUAACCCCUUUAAUAUCAUCAUUCUUCCAUCAUACUGAUACACCUAACUUAAAAAAAAAAAAAAAAGAUCAUAUUUAAUAAAUCUCUUGUUCUGUUAAUGGUCAUACAAUGGUGAAAUUGCUUCUUUUUCUUGUCUCUGAAAAUAUGACGUGCAAAAUAAAACAAAAUGUGAAUCUG